Molecule: messenger RNA, 651 nt
Organism: Mytilus trossulus (common blue mussel)
Lineage: Eukaryota; Metazoa; Mollusca; Bivalvia; Mytilida; Mytilidae
Exons: 3
Coding region: 21-626 (201 amino acids)
Source: RefSeq, a predicted model, not a curated record
UUGGAAGUAGUAAAACAAAUAUGUAUAUUUUUUGUCUUCUAUUUUGCACGUCUUCUGCUUAUCAAAUUAUAGUGUCAGAUAAGGAUCUUUGUAAGACCGUUGCAAAUGAUAUAAAAAGUUUGGAAAAAAAGAUCGACAAACAAUUUGAGAAAAUGGUGACGACACUUCAACAGAGUAUAGGGAAUAAAUGCAAAACUAUAGGACCUUUACUUGAAGUAGCAAAGGGAAAAGUAGCAAUGCAAAGUUCAUUAUAUGGGGGUAAACAGUAUCCUGCUAGUUUAGCCCUUGAUGGAAAUACUUAUACUUUUUCUCACACCAAUUGCGAAAGAAAUUCGUCUUGGUGGGUAGAUUUAGGAAGAUUGUUUAGAGUUGUACGGAUUGAAGUGUAUAGCCGGAUUCAGUGUUGUGGUUCGUAUCUUCACGACAUGGAUGUUACUGUAGGACCUUCCCUUAACAACAUGUCUUUAUGCAACCACUAUAAAGGACCUGCAAAAACAGGGGAACAUUUGGUCUUAGGAUGCGAAGCUACUAUGAUUGGGCGGUUCGUGAAACUGUCCAUAAUUGGUAACGGUGUUAACUGUAUGCAGUUGGCAGAAUUGAAAGUGUUUGCGUACAAUCACAACUAAUAAAGUAUUAAAAUAAAAAUACUAA